Molecule: messenger RNA, 3809 nt
Organism: Oreochromis aureus
Lineage: Eukaryota; Metazoa; Chordata; Actinopteri; Cichliformes; Cichlidae
Gene: dusp4
Product: dual specificity phosphatase 4
Exons: 4
Coding region: 466-1572 (368 amino acids)
Biological process (GO): protein dephosphorylation; endoderm formation; negative regulation of MAPK cascade
Cellular component (GO): cytoplasm; nucleus
Molecular function (GO): MAP kinase tyrosine/serine/threonine phosphatase activity; protein tyrosine/threonine phosphatase activity
Source: RefSeq, a predicted model, not a curated record
GCUUAAUCUUCGGUCCCAUCGCCUCUCGUUUCAUUGAUGUGUGUGUGUGUGUGUGUGUUUUUAUGAAUGAACGGUAGAGGAGGAAAGGGCACGGGAAACUGGACGCGUUGCGAUAGGCUGCUGGUUGGUUGACGUCACCUCCGCCGUGACGCGAUGCACCCAUUCAUAAAAAAAGGAAAAAAGAGAAAGAGUCCUGUGGAGAAAAUACUCGGAGAGGCAGAGAGGAGAAAGAGACAGAGGUGACCGGACUGAGCUUAAGAAGUAGUGCGGUUACAACGAUGAUGUUGAUGAUGAUGACGGUGUUGAUGCGCAGAUAGAGGAGAAGCGCAAGUGGAAUCCACCGCAGGAUCCGUGCGCCUUCUCCGGUUUCCGAGGGGUCCGGUGGUCGGGAGGGGGCUUAGAUAGAGCGAGAGAGGAGAUUUAACGACCGUGAAGCACAGCCUAACAGCCCGAAACGACGUGCCAAUGGAGGAGCUAUGCGAGAUGGACUGCACGGUGCUGAAGCGGCUCCUGAAGGACGACAGUGCCAAGUGCCUGCUGCUGGACUGCCGCUCUUUCCUCGCCUUCAGCGCGGGGCACAUACGGGGCGCCGUCAACGCCCGCUGCAACACCAUCGUCCGCCGCAGGGCGAAGGGCUCCGUGCUGAGCCUGGACCAGAUCCUGGCCGGGGACGAGGAGGUCCGAGUCCGCCUGCGUUCCGGGAUGUACUCCGCCGCAGUGCUGUACGACGAGAGGACGCCGGACUCGGAAACGGUGAAGGAGGACAGCACCUUGACGCUGGUGCUCCACGCGCUGUGCAGGGACUCCUCCGACACGCGCAUAUACCUGCUCAAAGGGGGAUACGACAGAUUUUUCACAGAGUAUCCAGAGUUUUGUUUAAAGGCCAAAUCCUUACCGUCCCUCAUCAGCCAGUCGAGCAUCGACUCUGCCUGCUCGUCGUGUGGAACGCCGCACAAUGACCAGGGUGGCCCGGUUGAGAUCCUCCCCUUCCUUUACCUUGGCAGCGCCCUUCACGCCUCAAAGAAGGAGGUUUUGGAUAGCAUAGGGAUCUCUGCCUUGCUGAACGUGUCGGCUGACUGUCCCAACCACUUCGAGGGGGCUUACCAGUACAAAUGUAUCCCUGUGGAGGACAACCACAAGGAAGACAUCAGCUCCUGGUUCCUGGAGGCUAUCGAGUUCAUAGAUUCAGUACGGGACUCCAGUGGGCGAGUGCUGGUGCACUGUCAAGCAGGCAUCUCCCGCUCUGCCACCAUCUGCCUGGCCUACCUGAUGAAGAGAAAGCGGGUACGUUUGGACGAAGCGUUCGAGUUUGUACGGCGGCGCCGCAGCAUCAUCUCCCCCAACUUCAGCUUCAUGGGCCAACUGCUGCAGUUCGAGUCGCAGCUCCUCGCCACCUCGUGCGCCGCCGAAGCCGCCGCCACGGCAAGCCCGCUGCUCGGACCCAAGACCACGACAACCGCCACCUCAACGGCAGCCACGCCCACCUCGCCGUUCAUUUUCAACUUCCCAGUUUCUGUUGUGAACCCCGCUUACCUGCACCACAGCCCCAUCACGACCUCCCCUGGCUGCUGAUAGACUGCCAAUCCAAGCCUUCCCUCAAUACAAAGCGAGCACAGACUGGGGCUGCCGUUGGUAGUAUGCUUCAGAGCACGGAGGUGAGAAGCGUCAUGGUGCCUGAUUCAGAACUCAAAGACUGAAAACAGUUUUUACAGUUUAAAAACCAGCCAAUGCUCCUUUCAUGUCAUUGACAUUUAUUUAAAUCAACCAAAAAUGAACUGGCUUUUGGGUUCAGAUGGAGUGUUGGACUGAUGUUUACUAAAGAUACAAACUCUUCCUUGGAAAAAAAACAAAAAAAACAACGAAAAAAAACAAAACAAUCACGCCGACCGAGACACACUGACACACAAACCCUGACACAGAGAGGCAUGAACAGCAGCAAAACUGUCUUUCUCUCUCUUUUUCUGCCCCUCUCUCUACGUCUCUCACACACACACGCACACACAUACACAUUCAUGACUGCCAACUGAAUAAGCUCAGUAUGAAGACAGGGUCUGUUGCUAUGGAGACGACAGGUCUUUAGGAGAGGAGAUGGACACAGGAAGGAAGGAAGAAUUUUAAGCACCCGCUCUUUCCCCCUUUGGGUGUCCCUCCUUCUGCCAGACAAAAGAGAUAGAUGAAAAAAAACGAGGGGAGGAGACGGUGAUAGAAAGCAGGAGCCUCUUCAGUGACAGGUGCUCUGCCGGCGUUCCGACCGGAGCUUCCUGUCUUUCAUACGUCCUCUUCCUCUCCCUGUCUCUCCCCCUCCCCACACCUUCCUCUCCUUUCCUUUUCAUCCUUUUAUAUUGCCCACUCCUUCCAUCCUUCUCCUCUCUCAUCUCGCCCUCUCCUGUCUGCCCCCACCCCCCUCAUCCGCCCUUUAUCCUAACACUGGAGAGGCUAAAUAAAUGUAAUAAGAUGCCAAAUAAAUGAAAAAGCCAGGGUCUGUGUAAAUAGACUGGGGAAACCCCUCUACCGGUCCCAUACAUACACGCUUUUUUGGGACAUUUUGUGGCAACAUCUUCCAAAUUUCCUGGAGUCUCCUUUGAGAUCAGAAGGCAGGUUUAGAGCAUAGUGGUUUUGGAAGACAGCCACUUAAAGGGCCAUCGUGGUGGUUUUGUACUUUUUUAAACCAUCAUUUGUCAUGAAUUUUUUACUACUGAUAAUUUUCCAAAACAUACACAAGACACUGGCUUCGAACCUUCUCAGUAUUUUUUUUUAUAGUGUACUGAAAUCAAGCGAACACCGCCUGAUAUGAGGUAUUUUGGGAAGCUGACGUUUGUUUAUAUAACGGGCUAAUGUGCAUCAUCACCAAAUGGUCCUUUGAGAUGUUUGUGCCUUGUUCACAAGGGUAUCCUAUGGAUUUGCCAGUGGAGCAUUGUUUUCUGUUCACUCUUACACCACAGCAUCGAAAGAGCAAAACUGUCUCCAUUCAUCAUUUGCCAGACUCACACAAGCACACACACAAAGACAAGUAGAUUUAUAUGUGCAAAAGAUUUCCCAAUCCACAAAAACAUGCAAACAUGCUUGAAUGGGUACUUGAAUGGACAACACGAUGAUGACAAUGGGAGAAAUGUUAAAGGUAGGACUUUAAACCAUGGGUGCUUUUUCCACUCACCAUUGGAGAUCAUAAAGUAGAAUCCAGGUUUUAAAAAAUUACUUAUUCAUUUGAUUUAUUUAUAUAUUGUAUUAUAAACAUAAAAUUUGCCUCUUUUUUUAAAUUUUAGAGCUUUAUUAUAUCAUGAUUUGAGAUAAUAUUUUAUAUUAUGUUUGCUUCUGACCAGGCUGAGCUCCACACUGUGCCAGACAAGCAAAGGCAAAAAAAUCCAAAUCCAACUACAGUCACCAGAAGAAACAAAAAAACGAAAAUUUGGUCUGUUUUAAAAGAUUAUCGACACUUAUCUCUGUAGCACUUUGAAGUGAUGCAAUACUGUAUUUGUAAUCUUUGACUGAUUUGCACGUCAUGGCGAUGCUCAACUGACUAGACUGUGAAGAGAGAGAAAGAGAGAGAGAAAGAAAACAGCCAAUCAGUGAAAAAUGCAAUACUUUGUACACAUCUGUGUAAUCCAUACACAUCUGUCUGUCUGUACGCCUCUCUGUGUUAAGUGUCUUGUCUCGACUGUCUCUGGUCAAUGCUGUUCACUCAUAAUGCAAUAUCAAUCCUCAUAUAUAAAGCAAAACAAAUUUCCUUUGGUUUUAUUGUGGAAUGAAUGAUCUGUGCAUUUAUUUAUUACUGAAGCUUCACUGUUGAAUAAAUAAUGUUCUUAAUUAAA